GCCUACUGUCAUCUCUAACCUAAACAACUCAAGUCUAUUUGCUAAAGAAACCCGCGAAAUUGUUCCGCCUGUAAACAAAUGGCACAAAACACUAAAAAUAUUGAACUGAGGCUCCAAGACGUUGACGUCUUAACAGCGGGAAUCACUGCGGAGUUUGUAAUUAGCAUACUCGACUUUCUUUUAUUUCACCGUAGUCAAAUUCCAUUCGUGUAUAAAACAUACAAAUAUUAUGUGAACAAAUGGGAUGAGGAUAACCACAAGGAAAAUAAACAAGAAUCUUUUAAUCACUAUCAAUUACAAAAGCAGCGUUCCUUGGCUAAAGAGACUAAGGAUGCCAUCAGCAAUAUGCGAGAACUGAUACGACGAACGUUUAGGGGAAACAAAGCCGUAAAAAGUUUACGAUUUCUGUUUGGAAAUAAUACAUUUAUGCCAUCAGAAUCGUACACAGUACACAUACCACACGCAUCUAUAUCAAAAUACCACGGUGAUCUGCACUCCAUGCCAGAUGGGCCAAUGAACCAAACACUUCUGCAGCUGCUCACAUGCGAGGAGCUCUACUCGCUGUGGUCCACAGAGCUGAAGGCCACUAAUGUGUUUCUGGAACUGGAACUAUUGACAAGUGAGCAAGAGCAACAGGUUGACACUUGGAAACUAUUUCCUAAGGAUGUCAUCAGUCAGCUUCCCCGAAGUUGUAAAAAUGUUCAUUUGCAUUUGUUGCAUGUGAAUGAGAAGGAAAAAUCGGACCUGCAAUGCUGCAAGGAAUUAACUAUAUAUGAGGAUAUCGCCAUUUUGAAUUUACAUUCAACAGAUGUCAAGGACGAAGUGUGUAUUGAAGAGACAGAGCAAAAGACUGGGUGGUGGCAAGCCGAUGUAAUAGUUCAUGGAUUUAGAGCACCAAAAUUCGACUUGUGGUCUAGCUAAAAAAUUUGGAAAUAUUUUACCUUAUGUGCCAAUAGUAAAAAUUAGAAUUUUACAUAUACGAAUUCUG
Molecule: messenger RNA, 988 nt
Organism: Drosophila hydei
Lineage: Eukaryota; Metazoa; Arthropoda; Insecta; Diptera; Drosophilidae
Exons: 2
Coding region: 79-921 (280 amino acids)
Biological process (GO): regulation of exit from mitosis
Cellular component (GO): nucleus
Source: RefSeq, a predicted model, not a curated record